Molecule: messenger RNA, 1684 nt
Organism: Chara braunii
Lineage: Eukaryota; Viridiplantae; Streptophyta; Charophyceae; Charales; Characeae
Source: the annotation of a GenBank genome assembly
GACAUCUUCAAGUGCAUAACGACUCUUGCAACGGCGACGAUCAACGACACCCGUCAGUGGCACAAGCUACAAAGGUGAGGAAAGGUGGAAGACGUCAGCGCUGGCAAAUGUGGUGAGUCCGUGGUCGUGGCCUCGAGUUGCUCGCAUCUUCCCUCCCUCCACCUAUACCGAGGUGGAAGUGGGGGUGAGAGAGUGCCUUGGUCGACAGACACGUGGUCGACAGACGUGCUAAAUUACGAUAGGAUAUCUCACGCGCAAGGCAGGCAAGUGGCACGUCAUCUCUUGCUAAGCAGCUUUCCAAUCGCUAAGUGAAGAUGCCGAAGGUGAAGAUCUACGUUGACAUGCUGUCACAGCCCAGCCGAGCAGUAUUGCUAUUCUGCAGGCUGAACAAAAUUGAUAUUGAGGUGAACAUGAUACAUCUCGACCACGGGGACCAUUAUCAACAGGAGAACUUACUGAUGAACCCUCUCGCACAGGUUCCUUGGAUGGAUGAUGAUGGAUUCAUCUUGGCUGAGAGCCAUUCUAUUAUGCGAUACUUAGCCGCAACAAAGAAGGGAGUGCCAGACCAUUGGUACCCGUCGAAUCAACAACGACGUGCUCGGGUGAAUUCAGCAUUGGAUUGGGAGCUAUCGACAUUACGGAGGGGAUGCACUGAACUUGUGCUAAGCAAGGUCCUGGGGCCAAUCUAUGGGAUCUCUGUUCCUGACAAGACGGAGAAGUAUAGCCGGGAGAUUCUGAAGAAAUCACUGGGUCUUCUGGAAGACUAUUGGUUGAAUGGCCCAGGACGGUUCAUUGCCGGUGAAUGCGCGCCCACAAUCGCCGACUUGAGCCUCGUCUGCGAACUGAAACAGCUGGAUCUGAUGGAUGUCGAGGAGCGCAGUGAAAUUGUGGACAAGUACAAGCGCGUUCAGAAAUGGAUGGCAGAGGUAGAGCAGGAGCUAGGCCCUCAUUUCGAAGACGUUCACAAGGUACAUUACGUUGUUGCAGCACGCGCUCAGGCAGGACGUGAGGAGAUGCCGGAAUCAGAGCGCCAUGCUCGACAGAGCAUUCUUGAAUGCUUAACUCCAGCAUGACCAGAAAAGCAGCAGAGUGGCCAAUCCAGCGCGCAUUCCGUACUAUCCGUGCCAAGAGAGUGCGACGGUCUCAGGUAGUUUGUGCUCGCUGCACAGUCAUCCCACUGACUAAUCAAGGGAAACUUCCUGGACAGAAAGCGCAACAUUCCCCCGCAAGUGGUGCAAUUUUUUUUUGCUAGUCAUGUUAAGAUUCUAAAGAUUUGAUGUAAUGACAUGACCCUGUGUUCCCGACCCUUUCAUCGAACCAUUUUCCUCGAUCCGGAAACGAGGAUCAGGACAGGAAAGAUACCUCCCGCUACCUGUGGUGGAUCCACCUCCGUCACGGUGUGUUGUAUUGUCUUUCUUGUCCAGUUCCAAGUUCUUUGGUGCAUUGACUCACCUCUCCUGCAAGGCAGUGGAAGGGACCAGAGAGCACAGAGGCAUCCUUGCCACCAGAUUGAACUUACUCAAGAGUCCCGCUGCAACGACUCAUGGUAGUCAUGAACAGCGGAGGGGGUCACUGGGAUUAGUCCUCCCUUUGUUGAGCCCCAGCUGUUUUUUUUUUUUUUUUUUUUUUCUGUUUUGUGAGUCAGAUAUCCUUUAUUGUUGACAAAUGAAGAGGGCCAAGAAAU